This is a messenger RNA of Antechinus flavipes (yellow-footed antechinus), 10627 nucleotides long. It is a transcript of the gene PCDH17, whose product is annotated as protocadherin 17. Bases 2977 to 6609 code for a protein of 1210 amino acids. Gene Ontology annotation, molecular function: calcium ion binding. NCBI's taxonomy places the organism in Eukaryota, Metazoa, Chordata, Mammalia, Dasyuromorphia, Dasyuridae. Gene Ontology annotation, biological process: homophilic cell-cell adhesion. The record is from RefSeq and is a predicted model, not a curated record. Gene Ontology annotation, cellular component: plasma membrane. The transcript has 6 exons.
UGUGUAUGUGUGUGUGAGAGAAACAGAGACCUAAUCCAGCAUCUACUGCAAGGUUCCGAAUCCUACACACACCCUGGGAUCCCGCUUUCUUAUGUUUUUUAACACAGACAAAAAAUAAAUUGCUUUCAACCCCCCCCCCCUUUCCCCACCUCGUUUUCUAGUGGAAGACCAUGGAGAAAGCUUUUUAUAUGUAGUUAAAAGGCCACAGAGACUCUGCAGUGUAGAAAUGAGGCGCUGCAGUUUACAAGCGACAAGCCCUUCUCACAUUGUUAGUCUCCAAUCUAACUGAUCUAAUCAAUGACACCGAAGCAUUGGGGAUUCUAGCACCGCCUCCACAAGCCUUUUAGCUCUUUUUCAUUGGAAGAUAGAAUAGGAGGCAGGUUCUUAUUCUUAACGUUGAUUGGCUGGCAGAGAAUCAGUAUCAAUGUUUAAGCAGCGGCGUGAGGUGAAUAGAGUCAGUCAGCAAGAGGCACUGGGAGAGAGCGAGAGGGCUGGGAGCCCAGCAAAUGCAGCAACAGCAGAAGGGAGACUGAAGAGACGCUACUCCAACUGUUGAAUUGAAUUCUUCUUAUUAUUAUUAAUUUUAAUUUUCUUCACUCGGUUUCGGAGAUGGAUUUAUUUUCUCUGAAAUCAGAACAUCUUUUGCAUGCUGUUGGCUGAUCCUGAUGAAUGCCUGAUUGAAAGAGGCCACCCACCCAUAACAGAGAGGGGGAAAUACCCCACUACAACAGAUUGCAGAAUUAACUAUGCACGUUGGGUCUGGACUUUUAUGAAUAGAGGACAAUUGGGGGGGGAUACCGAACUGAGAGCCGAGAUUGAGCUGUGGAGAGUUACUGGAAACCUACUACAUAUAUAUGUAUAUACAUAUUUUAUUUCCCUAAAGAUCAGAAAGAUCUCGGGGUGACUCACGCCUAAAAUAGAGGACAGAAUUUAAAAAAAAUACACCCAGCAAAGCAGACGCCUUCUUGGUGCUGUGGAUAAAAGCCUUGUUUUCCUGAUCCUCAGCCUCCCGGAGAAAGAGGUAUAGUAAAAGUACAGCUGGAUUCAACACCCCCUCCCUUCCUCCUUUUUUCUUCUUCAAAACAUGAAUCUGAUUUUUCUAUCUAUAGAGUGAGUCAGAGAAGUGUUAGGAAGAAGCUGCAACUAAUGUCUGUGAAGGGAGGAACAUGAGGCGAUAGUGAAUGCGAUUUGUUCCGCUGGAUCUGACUCAUCCAGCAGAUUGGAACACCUGAAUUUCUGGAUGUGUCAUUCACUUAUUUUGGGGGUAUUUUAAGAACCUGAAAUUAAAAAAAACGACCACAAAAAAUCCACCUUUAUCUAAUAGCCCCCCCGAAAGGUAAAUCGUCCUGACUUGGCUUACUGCUGCUGUUGCUACUCCCUAUACCAAGAUGUCCAGAAAGAUCGUUUGAGCCUGAGACUGCAGAAUGCAUUACACCAAACAUUAAUUUGUAUUUGUUUAAUUCAUUCCCCUUUCGAAACAAAACAAAAAAGGACAUAUUUUAUUCGCUUAAAAUAUUUACCACUUUUAUUCAUCGCCAAGAUUUUCUUUGCUAAAUGAAGAGGAUUGGGAGGUGGCAGAGCCUUUGGAAGGAGAUGCUGAAUAGAAAGAAAAAAGAAGCACUUGACAGCACAGCCCUGUGAAUGCAGAGACUGUUUCCCUUUUAGCCACAAAGUGUAUGUGUGUGUGAGUACUGGGUGGAUUUUCUCGCUUUUCCUCCUUUUUUCCCUCCUCCCUCAAUUCUGAACAUUCAACCAUGGGUUGCCUGUUGAUUUCCUUUCUCUUGGAGAGGAAAGCAAACUGGAAUUAAACUGCAUCGAGCAAAGUGUUGUUCCCUGAGAGGAUGUGGUGGUGGCGGCUGCUACUGGCCUGUCUUAGAGAAAUCCAAGAGUGUAUAUGCGAAUGAACAUAGACAGAUAUUUUUUCUUUCCUGUACACACAUAACGCAUAGACACUGCUGCUGCUGAUCCGGUUGGGGGUUUCCUGGUUUCGGGGGAGCAUUUUUCAAGAUUAGAGGGCGGAGGCUGGUAAAGGGAGGAAACUACAAAUCCGGACACUAGUUCUUUGCUCUGCAUUCUUCCCCUCCUCCCCCCCUUCCCGCCUCCCUUGGGUUGCUUGGAAAGGAAAGGGAGAGAACUACGCCUGCCAGCGAGAUGCAGUCCGCCGCUGCCGCCGCCGCUGCAAGCAAUGCAAGAUUAGAUCUCUAAAUGCAGCAAAACACUCCCUGAAAACCAACAAGCCCGCGAGGCCACCAGACAUUUCUCUGUACACAAGGGAGGGCUUCAAAUCUAUUUCCGAGACUCGUCUGUUUCCUUUCCCUUAUCCCCGUCAAUCUCAUCACGGGAGAUGAGUAACAAGUAAGGAUUUCACUUUACGAUCCUGCUUAGAGACACACCUCCCGCUCUCUUUAUCUCCCUCCGCCUCUAUUUUUAAUAGUAUUUCCGAGACUGCGUGUGAGAGUGGCUUUUCAGCGCACUGGUGGAGGGGAAAAAAGAAAAGAAAAGAAAAACCCUGCGUAUUUAAAAAACCAUUAUCGCUGCCUCCUUCCUCCUUCCUCCUUCUCUCCCCUCCCCCCGGACGAUUUUUUUCUUCUUAUCAUCCACCUCAUCGCUGAAGUUUGUGGAGCCUGAACUAGAGCUGGGGUUUUCCUGUAGAUACGAAGCGCUUGUUUUACCCCUGUGCUCGGAAGCUGCUAUUAUUUUCACUCAGUGACCCUUAAGCUACGGUCCAUUUGCUGCCUCUCGCUCUGGGCAGAUGCUGUAGCUCAACAGGUUCAAGGAACUUGGGGAAGAAAUAAGAAGAGCCUGAAUCAAAAAGCAGCUAGAGGGAGAAGAGAGACAGACUCUGUCUCACGCACGCAUACACACAGGAGCACACACACACACACACACACACACACACAACCCCGUUGUGUUGCACGCUCGCAACACACAGACACGCACGUCCUGCAGCUCCUGCCCCCACCCCGUUGGUCUGGGAUGUACCUUUCCAUCUGUUGCUGUUUCUUGCUCUGGGCUCCCGCCCUCACGCUCAAGAACCUCAACUACUCUGUGCCGGAGGAGCAAGGUGCCGGCACUGUGAUAGGCAACAUCGGAAAAGAUGCGAGGCUGCCACAGCAGGGGCUUCUGCCCCCGGAGCGAGGAGGAGGCGGCGGUGUCAGCAUCGGAGCCGGGCGCGGCAAAUCGGGCAGCUAUCGGGUCUUGGAGAACUCGGCGCCGCACUUACUGGAUGUGGACGCUGACAGCGGACUUCUCUACACUAAGCAGCGCAUUGACCGAGAGUCCCUGUGCCGCCACAACGCCAAGUGCCAGCUCUCCCUAGAGGUCUUCGCCAACGACAAAGAGAUCUGCAUGAUCAAAGUGGAAAUCCAAGAUAUCAACGACAAUGCGCCCUCCUUCCCCUCAGACCAGAUUGAGAUGGACAUUUCAGAGAAUGCCGCUCCAGGGACUCGCUUCCCACUCACCAGCGCCCACGAUCCAGACGCCGGUGACAACGGUCUCCGCACUUACCUGCUCACCCGCGACGACCACGGCCUCUUCGCCCUGGACGUCAAGUCCCGCGGAGAUGGCACCAAGUUCCCAGAGCUGGUAAUUCAGAAGGCACUGGACCGUGAGCAACAGAAUCACCACACCCUAGUGCUGACCGCCCUGGACGGCGGAGAACCGCCCCGUUCAGCCACCAUGCAGAUCAAUGUGAAGGUAAUCGACUCCAACGAUAACAGUCCCGUCUUCGAGGCUCCCUCCUACCUGGUGGAGGUGCCCGAAAAUUCCCCUCUGGGCACGGUAGUAAUUGACCUCAAUGCCACAGACGCUGAUGAGGGCCAGAAUGGCGAGGUGAUAUAUUCCUUCAGUAGCUAUGUGCCAGACCGGGUGCGGGAACUCUUUUCUAUUGACCCCAAAACGGGACUGAUCCGCGUCAAAGGUAACCUAGACUAUGAAGAGAACAGCUUAGUGGAGAUUGACGUACAGGCCCGGGACCUGGGGCCCAACCCCAUCCCGGCCCAUUGCAAGGUCACGGUCAAGCUGGUAGACCGCAACGACAAUGCGCCCUCCAUAGGCUUUGUCUCCGUGCGCCAGGGGGCGCUGAGUGAGGCCGCCCCACCGGGUACUGUCAUCGCCCUGGUGCGGGUCACUGAUAGGGACUCGGGGAAGAAUGGGCAGCUACAAUGUCGUGUCCUGGGCGGAGGAGGGUCAGGAGGGGUACUUGGAGGGAGUGGGACCGGAGGCCCGGUGCCCUUCAAACUGGAAGAGAACUAUGAUAACUUCUACACAGUAGUGACUGACCGGCCUUUGGACAGAGAGACCCAGGAUGAGUACAAUGUUACCAUCGUGGCUCGGGAUGGAGGCUCUCCCUCUCUAAACUCCACGAAGUCAUUCUCUGUGAAAAUCCUGGACGAGAAUGACAACCCGCCUCGCUUCACCAAGGGACUUUACGUGCUGCAGGUGCACGAGAAUAACAUCCCCGGUGAGUACCUGGGUUCUGUGCUGGCACAUGAUCCCGACCUGGGCCAAAACGGCACUGUGUCCUACUCCAUAAUACCCUCACAUAUCGGGGACGUGUCCAUUUAUACCUAUGUGUCUGUGAACCCCACGAACGGAGCCAUUUACGCUUUGCGCUCCUUCAACUAUGAGCAGACCAAAGCCUUUGAGUUUAAAGUAUUAGCUAAGGACUCAGGCGCCCCGGCUCACUUAGAGAGCAAUGCCACGGUGCGAGUGACUGUGCUGGACGUGAACGACAACGCACCUGUGAUAGUGCUUCCCACUCUGCAAAAUGAUACAGCCGAGCUGCAGGUGCCGCGGAAUGCCGGCUUGGGCUAUCUAGUGAGCACUGUGCGAGCACUGGAUAACGACUUCGGGGAGAGCGGGAGGCUCACGUAUGAGAUUGUGGACGGCAAUGAGGACAACCUGUUCGAGAUCGACUCGUCCAGCGGCGAGAUCCGCACUCUGCACCCUUUCUGGGAAGACGUGACUCCAGUGGUAGAGCUAGUGAUAAAAGUGACGGAUCACGGGAAGCCUACCCUCUCAGCCGUAGCUAGGCUCAUCAUCCGCUCGGUGAGCGGCUCUCUUCCCGAGGGUGUGCCCCGAGUGAAUGGCGAGCAGCACCACUGGGACAUGUCCCUGCCACUGAUAGUCACCCUGAGCACCAUCUCCAUUAUCCUCCUAGCGGCCAUGAUCACCAUCGCGGUCAAGUGCAAGCGGGAGAACAAGGAGAUCCGGACUUACAAUUGCCGCAUCGCAGAAUACAGCCACCCGCAGCUAGGCGGGGGCAAGGGCAAAAAGAAGAAGAUCAACAAGAAUGAUAUUAUGUUAGUGCAGAGCGAGGUGGAGGAGAGAAAUGCCAUGAAUGUCAUGAAUGUGGUGAGCAGCCCCUCCUUGGCCACCUCCCCCAUGUACUUUGACUAUCAGACUCGACUGCCCCUCAGCUCGCCCAGAUCUGAGGUGAUGUACCUGAAACCUGCCUCCAACAACCUGACUGUUCCUCAGGGGCAUGGGGGCUGCCACACCAGCUUCACUGGACAAGGGACUAAUGCAACCGAGACACCCUCCACUCGGAUGUCCAUAAUUCAGCCAGGAACACUAUUGAUGGUGGAAGGACGAUGUGAAGCAGCUCAGACAGACAAUUUUCCCGCAGAGCCCAAUUACAUGGGCAGCAGGCAGCAGUUUGUUCAAAGUAGCUCCACAUUCAAGGACCCAGAAAGAGCCAGCCUGAGAGAUAGUGGGCAUGGGGACAGUGAUCAGGCUGACAGUGACCAAGACACUAACAAAGGCUCUUGCUGUGACAUGUCUGUUAGGGAGGCACUCAAGAUGAAAACUACUUCAACUAAAAGCCAACCACUUGAACAAGCAUUCCCGACUUUGCUUUCCUUUGCUAUCCUCACCCUACACACCAUCACAAGUAGACUUCAAUCUGUUGAUCUGCUUCUGCCAGAGCAAGAAGAGUGUGUUAAUUGUACAGAUGAAUGCCGAGUCCUUGGUCAUUCUGACAGGUGUUGGAUGCCCCAGUUUCCUACAACCAAUCAGGCUGAAAAUGCAGAUUACCGCACAAAUCUCUUUGUACCCACAGUGGAAGCUAAUGUUGAGACUGAGACUUAUGAAACUGUGAAUCCCACUGGGAAAAAGACUUUUUGUACAUUUGGAAAAGACAAGAGAGAGCACACUAUUCUCAUUGCCAAUGUUAAACCUUAUUUAAAAGCCAAACGUGCCCUGAGCCCUCUUCUCCAAGAGGUUCCCUCAGCAUCAAGCAGCCCAACCAAGACAUGCAUUGAGCCUUGCACCUCAACUAAAGGACCGAUAGAUGGUUGCGACGCCAAACCAGGAACUCUGGCAGAAGCAAGCAACCAAUACCUGUCUGCUGACAGUCAGUAUCUGUCGCCUAGUAAACAGUCAAGAGACACUGCGUUCAUGGCCUCCGAUCAGAUGGCUAGAGUCUUUGCGGAUGUGCAUUCCCGAGUGAGUCGAGACUCCAACGAGAUGGACUCUGUUCUUGAGCAGUUAGACCAUUCAAACCGGGAUCUAGGCAGAGAGUCAGUGGAUGCGGAGGAAGUUGUGAGAGAAAUUGAUAAGCUUUUACAAGAUUGCCGGGGAAGUGACCCUGUGGCUGUGAGAAAGUGAAAGAAAAAAAAAAAGCAUUGGCAUUUUCUUGCCUCUUCUGUUGAUUUAGAAACAAUCCCCCCUGGUUAUUACAGUUUGACAGGGAUGAAGGAAGACCAAUGCUGCUUUAAGGCUUUUAGUGAACAUCUGAAGUGCCCACAAGUAUGUUCUUUUCACUGCUGUUUCUUUUUCACAGAUAACACUGGUUUCAUUUUGACCAAACUUACACUAGGACAGAGUCAAGUAUGCUUAAAGAAGGAUGGAAAAAAAUAAAAAUAAAGAGAGAGGGAGGAAACAAGGGAGGGAGAAACAUCUUUUGACAAAUCUGUUAAGAAAAUCUAAGAUGAGAGGAAUGAAAUCUUUCUGAUCCUUGUAAGACUGUCCUCCAUGGUUAAUGCUGACUUUACUGUUUACCUAUAACCCUGUGAAAGGCAGGGUUAACAAAAUUUGAUGUGUGGUGGAAUUCCAACAGUCAUCACAGGUCUCUACUGAAAGUCCUGAAAAGAUCUUUGCAGUAGUCCAAGCUACGCCAAACAUUAACACACAUUUGUGGUAAACGUUUCUGUAUAAAGUUACCUGCCACACAUGAAUACACAAAGAACAUUCCAUAUCAUUAGUCAACAAAGCAUAUCCUGGUCAUUCGUAAUACACUUCCUGCCAUAUAAAAGUUAAGUGUAAAAAUGAUAUAGUCCAUUUUGUCCUGCACACACAUUUACUAUUUCACUUCAUUAAAGAUGAAACUUUUUAAAGGUUUAAAUGCCUAUUUAGCAUUUUAGUGUCCAACAAACAUAUAAAUAAUGAUCAAUGUUUUAAACUUGAAGUUAUAGAGAAGUUUUCAGAAAAAAAAUUAGUUACCAUUGGAUGGUACUACACAGAGAAAAUUAACAUUAUUAACACUUUUUUAUCCAUUUGUGGACACUAAAAUAGCUCAGGAAAGUGAAAAUGUCUUAGACAUACAUGAACCACAUGACCAUUUAAAUGUGCAAAUGUAAGAAGAUUCAAUGUGUUUACAUCAAAUGACAUAUUUUUAUUGAUUUAUUGCAGAUUCAGUGCAUAUGAGCCAAAUUGUUGAGUGUAUAAGAGCUAUAUUGUGUAUUUUAUUAAAUUAAUAUAUAGUUGUGUUGCAAAAAUAUUUGGGCUUAUAUUGUAAAUGGCAAGUGUUGCCUCGGUAGCUGUCGAACUCUAUGAGUUUUGUUUUUUCCUGCUUCCUUUUCCCCAUGGAGUGUGGGAAGCAGUGCCUCAGAGCAAAGUCUCUUGUUUAAUGUAUGGUCUAGAAAGUACUACAGUACAUAAUCUGUUCAAAAUGUAUUUGAGUGAGCUGAUGGAGCUAACUGAAAAGGUCAGAAAAUACAUCCAUCAGUCAUGGUUAUGUGCAAGUCCUUGUAGAAGCUUCUUAUUGAAAAUUCAUGUUUAAUAACAAAAAAUUACACUUGAACCAAUUCCUGGAACGUCCUUGGGUUCUUUCUCCCCUCACAACAAUACACUUAGCUUUUGUUUGUGUAAAUAUAUUGCCCCUGAUUGAUUGCUCCAAGUAUUUUAAGGCCUUCAAAACUCAUGCUGCCAUUCUGUCUCCAAAGCAUGAGAAUGUUUUUGUGCAUGUCUAGGUACCAGCCCUGUCUAUGCCCAUGGUUUCUUCUUGUGUGUAAUCUGAAGAUUACAAGCUUUUAAAACAAUAGUAUUCGUUCUGAUUUGAAGAGUUCAUUUGCUUUCUUUAUUGGAGUAGCUUAAGAGUGGCUUUUCCCCUAUUUUCUGUUUUUUUUUUUUUUGUUUUGUUUUUUAGCAAACAUCAAAAUUACUUACAAAUAAUAAUGGGAAACCCUCCAAUUUCAGAUGGUCAAAACAUGAAAUUAACCCAGUAAGAGGAAUCAGGAGAUAAGAAAAUGAUUUGACUAUUUUUUCCCCUUGAGUUUUUAAAUAUCUGGCUUUUUAUAAUUUCAUAACAGAAUAUUAGGACUUUACCUUAAAAAGUGCUGUGGGAUUAAAUGAAAACUAUUUGUUCACUGGAAUAGAGAAAUACAUUAUUGUGAAAAUAGGGGAGAACUCCGUGCCUUCCUUUCUGGUCACCAAACCAGUUCAGAAACAAUAUAAAUGUAUUGGAGUCCUUACAUUUAAAAAUGACGAUGUGAAUUCAGUUUUGCAAUUUCAGACCUCACAAAGUUCUAUUUAAGCUAUUUCCAUCAAUUUCGGAUGUGAUUUUGGACAGUACCUCUUGCAAAACUGUUUUCAGGGGGAAGAGUGAUCAAAUCUCAUCAGCCUUACAAUCUUGCAAAGAAUUGUCUUUGGUUCCUGGUAAUAACUUUUCCAAAGUACUGCUCUUGGUUUUUAUUAUUCUUAAAUAUUUAAAUUAGAAUACAAAACAAAACAAAACAAACAAAAAAUAAACAAGGGAUCUUGUACAUGUUAAACCCAGUUGCUCUUUGUAUUUUGGACAAUUUAUGUAUCUGAAAUGUGUUGUCUCUCUUAUACAAUAUUAUUUUGCCAGGAGACUACAGGUUGAUUUAGCUUGAUAGCUGAAAUUUGAUGGAGAAGUGACUCUGCUAUUUAAUUCCACUAAGCAUUGUCUUUCUUUUAUUAGACACAGAGAACUGCACGUUUUUAAAAAAGAUGGUGUUUACAUGAAAUUAACUAAGAGCGAAUAGGGUUCAUUUUUUUCAACACUCCUAACCCUGACCAACCAGCUACACCAUUCAUUGUAUGUGUCUGAAUAUGUUCAAAACAAAUGAACCAUGAAACAUGAGAUUUUAAGAAUUGGUUGUGCCAAUGUAAGAAGAAUUUACCUUUAGGCUCUCUGUCACUAGUGAUUUACUAUUUUUAGGUGUUUAACACAUUAUAUGUAUUUAGUAGUGAUUAUUUAUUUACUUGACUGAGGUAAUUCAGCACCCAUGACUCUGAGCUUUCUAGCUGAGUUGAGGGAAUCUUGCUUUCAUUCAUUUGGCCAGCAGCUACCUUUGUCAUAGACCUCUGGUGCUUUGCUUCCCAUGAAGCCAUCUGAGAUUGCCAACUUCACACUUUUGAAACAGCCUGUAUCAGCCGGCAAUGCAUGAUCAACCAGUGGAAUUUGAAGGGGCCUUACAUCCUAUAUAAAACGGGGAAAAAAUCUCUCAUCACCAAAUUGGGCUCCAUCCUCUUCAAACACAUACAUAAAAGUUUAAUGAUUAGUUCAUUUCUCACUUACUAAAACAGUACUAUUUCUGAGGUCAAACAGAAUAAAUGGCAUUUUGUAGAAGCUUUUGAAAGAUAAAGUUCCAACAGUUGUUUAUUGCUAAUAACAUUGCAUACAACACUUAAAAGGAAGAAGAAUUAGUGUUUUUUAGGUCUUUCUUAAAGUAAGUGCUAAAGGGGGAAAUCCAAUAAUUUCAAAGAAUACUUUAAUACUUUUGCUUUAGUGUCUGCAAUGAACCUUACUGUAGAUGAUAAUAUGUUAAGGUUGAUUCACCACACCAUAAAUUAACUAGAUUCAUGGUCAGAAAAUUGAUUUAUACUGAUACCCCCAAUUAGCAGAGACCUUUUUAUCUAUGAUGUGCCAUUAGAGCUUGUAGAUGGUACCCAUUUAGAAAUAUGGCCAUAAAAAUCAUGUAAUGACCAGUAAUGGAGCAGGAUGCUUUAUUAAAACCAGCUUUAAAACUGAAUGUUACUUAAUGGAGUAGAAGUUGCUGAGGUCAACAAGUAGUCUAAGGCUGACAUAACAUACAUGCACUCAUUAUUGUCUAAUUACAUUCUUUUUGACAACAGAUAGCAUUUAUCAGAGCAUUAAUUCAGAUGAGAGUUUUGGCUAUCAAGAUUUGUGAAUUUGAAACAGAAUUGAAUGAGACCUGAUUCAAGUUUUGAUUCCCCUGGCCCCAUUUUCCCACAGGUUGGCAAUUCCAUUUAUCAGCUUCAUCAUUCCCAUAAAGUUCUGAGCUGCACCAAGAAAUUGGUGAACAAGGACAACAAAAGCAGCAUACAUUGUAUGGAUUAUCUCAACGCUAUUGUCUAAUGGCUGUGUUUAAUGUGACCUAUCUGGAAAAUGAGGACUACGAAUAAAAAGCAAUUACUAAUA